This is a messenger RNA of Symbiodinium sp. CCMP2592, 2895 nucleotides long. The record is from the annotation of a GenBank genome assembly. Lineage: Eukaryota; Dinophyceae; Suessiales; Symbiodiniaceae.
AUGGCUCCGGCAGAGCUGGAGACUUAUGCUUUCAAUGCUGACAUCAGCCAGUUGAUGUCCCUCAUCAUUAAUGCCUUCUACACGAACAAAGAGAUCUUUCUCCGAGAGCUGAUCUCGAACGCCUCUGAUGCCCUGGACAAAAUCCAGUUUCAGGCCUCGAAGGACCCGUCCAAGUUGGAUGCGGAGCCGAACCUGUGCAUCAAGGUGACACCCGACAAGGACGCCGGGACGGUGACCGUUGAGGAUACAGGUAUUGGCAUGACGCGGGAGGAGAUGAUCCUGCAUCUUGGCACCAUCGCCAAGUCCGGAACCAAGGCCUUCAUGGAGGCCGUGUCCUCCGGUGCGGACAUGUCUAUGAUUGGCCAGUUCGGUGUGGGCUUCUACAGCUCCUACCUAGUUUCGGAGAAAGUGCGGGUUGUCUCCAAGAGCAACGACGAUGAGCAGUAUGUCUGGGAGUCAACUGCCGGAGGCACCUUCCUGAUCUGGAAGGAUACCAAGUUCGAGCACGGCGUGCUGAAGCGCGGCACGAAAGUGAUCUGCUACUUGAAAGAGGAUCAGGCCGAAUUCCUCGAGUCCGACCGGCUCAAGGAGCUCAUCAUGAAGCACUCCGCCUUCGUAGGCUUCCCCAUCGACUUGCGCAUGGAGCAUCGCCAGGAGGAGGACAUCGUAGUAGAGGAGGAGGGUGAGGAAGCCCCGGAGAAGCGACGCAAGGUUACGGUGAGCUACUCAUGGGAGCUCAUCAACAAGAACAAGCCCUUGUGGCUUCGGCCAGCAUCGGAAGUCUCGCAUGAGGAGUAUGCUGAGCUGUACAAAUUCCUCUCUGGCGACUGGGAGGAUCAUCUUGCCGUAAAGCAUGUCAUGCAGAGCGGCCAGGUGGAUUUUAAAGCCCUUCUGUACUGUCCGACCACAGCGCCGAAGGACAUGUUCGACAUGGGCAAGAUGUCACAGCGGUUUAGCAUCCGGCUCUACGUGCGCAGGGUGUUCAUCAAAGAGUUCAACGACCUCAUCCCCAAGUGGAUGGGGUUUGUGAAGGGCAUCGUUGACAGCGAUGACAUGCCCCUGAACAUCAGCAGAGAGAUGCUGCAACAGAAUGCCAUUCUGAAGCACAUCAAGACCGGCUUGCAGAAGAAUAUCUUCAGCAUGUUCGAGGAGCUCUCUGCCGACAAAGCUCGCUUUAAGGCGUUCCACGAAGCUUUCUCACAGUGCCUCAAGCUCGGGGUCUAUGAGGACCAUGCUAACAGGGAGCAGAUUGUGCCCCUUCUGAGAUAUCACUCUUCAAAGUCUGGAGAGGAGGUGGUGGGCUUUGAUGAAUACAUCGCGCGGAUGAAACCAGGCCAGCGACACAUCCUUUACAUCACUGGCAGAACAAAGCGGGAUGCCGCGCGCUCGCCCUACAUCGAGGGCCUGAAGCGCGAUGGUUACGAAGUGAUUUACAUGACGGACCCCGUCGACGAGUAUGCUGUCCAGUUCCUCAAGGAAUACCGUGGCUACGAGGUGCUCAGCUGCAUGAGCAUGGACGCUGCGCGGCUCCUUGACCAUCGAUCGGAAGCGGACCUCAAGGCUGAACUGGAGCCGCUUCGGAAGCGGCUUCAGGAGCUCCUCACGGAGGGGGGUCCCCGUUCUGUCGCGCUGGCGUCGCUGAACCCCGAGUGCUGCGCGCAGCUGACCGAGCAGGGGGCGGUGCUGGAGCUGAACUUCAAGCACAGCUUCGUGAAGGAGCUCGGGAAGCACGCUGUUCUCAGCCAGGGCGCCCAACAGCCAUCUGAAGAGCACCUGGCUCUGAACCUUUGCAGGCUUUUGCAGGACAUGGCUGCCCUGGAGGGAGCAGAUGCAGAUGAUCCCGGACGGGCCGACACCUGCGAAAAGUGCCAGGACCUAAUCCAGGCCCUGAACGCUGGCGAGGCCGACGCUUCGGGAGAGCUGCCCGCGCUUGGUGCAGCGGCUGUGGCCCGAGAGGCUGCCCGCGAGCGGCUUGAGACCAGCGAGGGGAAGGCAGACGGGAGCGCCAACCUCCUCUCAUGCGGACGGCGAGUCCGGGUGGUGCGCGGUGAGCGUGCCAGGAGGGCCAUGAUCUCCUUCGUGGAUGAGGAUGCGAAGACUGUGGAUGUGCUGUACCCGCAGCCGGCCGCAUCUGGCAAGCAGGAGGAUGAAGAGGAGGGCGUGCCCGCAAAGUACGUUCAAGCCCUCCAGGAUUUUGAGCUGACCACCGUGCCCUCUGAGGACAGCCUCUUCAAAUCUGCCACAGCAGACAAAGAGCGGGGCAACCAGCUCUUCAAGCUCAAGGACUACGAGGCCGCCUCGGAGUUCUACGGCACCGCCUUGGCGCGCUUCGCAGCGCGGCCGGUGGGUCGUGGUGAGCAGGUGCUGCUGAGGCGACAAGAUCCCGACAAGGAGGGAAAGUCUGCCCUCGCAUUAGCCACGGUUCUGUCCGUCGACUCCGAGGGCUUGUGCGAGCUGUCCAAUGGGGCAGAGCUGCCAGCCAGUGAGCUGCUCCCUGUUUGCCAAGAGCUGCUCCCUUUGCACACAUCGCUCUACAUGAACAGGGCUCGGUGCAGACAGAACCUCGGCCGUCACGAGGAAGCCUCGCAGGACCUGUCCGCCGUCCUUGGACUCUGGCAAGCUGUCGACAAGCGCAUGUUACAAGCAGACCCAGAGAUGAAGGAGGCAGAGCUGAAAGGCUUGUACACGGCUGAGUAUCUGCGAGCACGCUCUAGGCUAGCACGUGGAUUGUCGAGAUCAGCAGCGCAGGAUGUGAAGGAUGCCCUCGCACGCACUCCGCCUGUUGCAACCGUGAAGCAGCUCAAGCAGCUCAAGACCGAGGUCCAGGCGGCCCAGGAGAAGCACCGCCAGGUGAACAGCCCUCUGGCCAAGGAGCAGAAGAGAGUGCUGGCUUGA